ACGGCAAUGCUAUCCAGAAAACCUAAAGGACAUAAAAACAAAGGAUUAAGUUACUGUUCAGGCAAAACAUACAGACAAUUGCAUAACUACAAAUUUGCUACAUCAGAAAGAGAACAAUCUAUGGCCUAUAAAAGCCAUGUUCUACUUACAUGUUUCAACACAGAACAAUAUACAUCCAUAUAGAAUUAAGCAAGUGAAAAAAAAUGGCAUUCCAAUCAUCCAUUUCACUGCCUCUUGUUGCCUUAGCUUUGACAAUCCUAUUUGUAGGCUCCAAUGCAGGAGGAAUUGCUAUCUAUUGGGGUCAGAAUGGAAAUGAAGGUACCUUAGCAGAGACUUGUGCCACAGGGAACUACGAGUAUGCGAUCCUAGCUUUUCUUUCAAGUUUUGGCAAUGGUCAGACUCCAAUGAUAAACCUUGCUGGACACUGCGAUCCUUACAGUAAUGGCUGCACAGGAUUAAGUUCCAACAUCAGCUCAUGUCAGGCCAAGGGCAUCAAGGUUUUGCUUUCUAUAGGAGGUGGUGCUGGUAGCUAUUCCCUUGCUUCCUCUGAGGAUGCAAGGCAGGUUGCUACUUACUUAUGGAAUAACUUCUUGGGAGGUCAAUCAUCUUCUCGUCCACUCGGACCGGCUGUUCUAGAUGGGAUUGAUUUUGACAUUGAAAGUGGAACAGACCAAUACUGGGGUGAUCUUGCUAGGUAUCUCUCAGGUUAUAGCAAGAAGGGUAAGAAAGUGUACCUAACUGCAGCUCCACAGUGUCCUUUUCCUGAUGCUUCGAUAGGAAAUGCUCUCAAGACUGGUCUAUUUGACUAUGUUUGGGUCCAGUUCUAUAACAACCCUCCUUGCCAGUACAAUUCCGGUGAUGCCAGCAGCUUUGAAGAUGCAUGGAAACAGUGGACUUCUGAUAUUCCUACCACCAAAAUUUUCCUAGGACUACCAGCAUCUCCAGAAGCUGCAGGCACUGGUUUCAUUCCUGCAUCUACUCUCAUAUCAACUGUGCUUCCAGUUAUUAAGGAUUCAACUAAGUAUGGAGGUGUUAUGCUGUGGUCCAAGUACUAUGAUGAUCAAAGUGGCUACAGUUCUUCCAUCAAGAAUGAUGUUUGAAUACAGUAUAUAUUUGAUGGAUGAACGUUAAAAAGUGUUCCUAAUACAUUUCAUAUGUAAUUAUAUGUACAUGAGAACUUAAUGUUGCUUAUGAUAAAUAUGAUAUUUGUGCAGUAUAAUAAAAU
Molecule: messenger RNA, 1225 nt
Organism: Tripterygium wilfordii
Lineage: Eukaryota; Viridiplantae; Streptophyta; Magnoliopsida; Celastrales; Celastraceae
Product: hevamine-A-like
Exons: 1
Coding region: 204-1100 (298 amino acids)
Biological process (GO): carbohydrate metabolic process
Cellular component (GO): extracellular region
Molecular function (GO): chitinase activity
Source: RefSeq, a predicted model, not a curated record